This is a messenger RNA of Lampris incognitus (smalleye Pacific opah), 3110 nucleotides long. It is a transcript of the gene nfatc4, whose product is annotated as nuclear factor of activated T cells 4. The record is from RefSeq and is a predicted model, not a curated record. The transcript has 13 exons. Gene Ontology annotation, cellular component: transcription regulator complex. Bases 187 to 2907 code for a protein of 906 amino acids. Gene Ontology annotation, biological process: cytokine production; regulation of transcription by RNA polymerase II; calcineurin-NFAT signaling cascade. NCBI's taxonomy places the organism in Eukaryota, Metazoa, Chordata, Actinopteri, Lampriformes, Lampridae. Gene Ontology annotation, molecular function: DNA-binding transcription factor activity, RNA polymerase II-specific; transcription factor binding; RNA polymerase II cis-regulatory region sequence-specific DNA binding.
CGUACAGUUGUGCAAUGAGACACAACUAGGACCCAAUUAAGAGUUUGGGAAACGUCGUUUGUCAUAUUCUGGACUUUCAUCAAGGGGGAGAUUCUAACCGACGCAGAUAUCCCUGUAUCUGCACCGCGGGUUUUUUCUUUUUUUUCUUCUUCUUCUUGUUAAUAUCUACAUCUCUUGCUGUGGGUGAUGGGGGCCGCGACGGGAUCUGGCUGGGAGGAGGGCGAGUUGGAGUUCAAGUUGGUUUUUGAGGAGGACCCGCCGCGUCCGCUGCAGGGCGCAUCCCCGCUGCGCGCCGCCGAGCCGGACGGCGGCGUGACGGGCGAGAGAGCGGAGGGCGCGCCAUCACACCUUGAUUCAAAUAGCAACCCUGAUAGUCACCUGGCUGCCACCCAUACAAACCAGCCAAUGAACAUCCCCAGCCCACCACCCUCAUCCAAUCAGCGUGCCGGGAUGCAUUCCCCGCCCCCGCGGAGGGCCCUGGUGAGGGAGUUCAGCGGGACUUAUGAGAGCCUGCCAGCGCGCUCCGUACAGGUAUCUGAGUCUCGAGUGGUCGAGUGCCCCAGCAUCCAGAUAACCACCAUCUCCCCUGAGGAUGACCUAGCCCCACCAGGCUCCAACUACUGGGACACCGGAGGAGGUGGCAGUGGCUGGGACCGGGAGCGCCUCUAUCUCCCCCUGCUGGACCCUUUCUCCUACCGUGAUGGAGGUCCCAGUUCCCUCAGCCCCAGCCCCAGCCCAGCUUCCAGCCCCUCCUCUCGUGGCUGGCUAAGCCCCGCCUCCAGCUGUGAUUCGCUGCUUGUGGAGGAGGAGGAGCUAAACGAAGCCACAGUCAAUUUCAGCCUCUCACCCUCUUCCAGGCCCACCUCCCCAGGUGGUAAGAAGCGUAGAAACUCCCCGCUAGCAUCCCCCUGCACCUCGCGGAGGGGAAGCUACUCAGAGGAGCUUCAUGGAUGCAUCCUGGAGGGAGGUGACUCCACCACUCAGUCACAAGCUCCUCCAAGCAGCUGUGAGGUCAGUAUUCCUCAGAAAACCAGGAAGACGUCAUUGGAACAGUUGUCUCCCAGGGAGGUGGAUCAGGAGCAGGCUCCAGGCCACAGUUCCCCCUGCUCACUGCCAGAGCUCCACCAGCCGAGGAGAGAGCUCCCGUCUCUGGGCAUGGACUAUUUGUCUGUGCCCCCUGCCCUUGGUUGGGGCAGGACCCGUGCCAAUGCUCACAGUCCUCUGUUCAGGUCUAAUGCCCUGCCGCCGCUUGAUUGGCCGCUGCCAUCUCAGUUUGACCAAUAUGAGCUGCGGAUCGAGGUGCAGCCCCGCCCACACCACAGAGCUCAUUAUGAGACAGAGGGAAGCAGGGGGGCCGUCAAGGCUGCACCAGCAGGACAUCCUGUUGUUAAGUUGUGUGGCUACACAGAGAGGAAGCCGCUGUCCCUCCAGGUUUUUGUUGGAACAGCUGACGACCGAUCUAUCAGGCCCCAUCCUUUCUAUCAGAUACACAGGGUGACAGGGAAGAUGGUGGGCACUGCCAGUCAGGAGAGCGUCCAGGCUGGCACCAAACUGCUGGAUAUACCCCUCAGCCCCGAGACCAACAUGACUGCACUUAUUGACUGCGCUGGGAUUCUGAAGCUGAGGAACUCGGACAUUGAGCUGAGGAAAGGAGAGACAGAUGUUGGCAGAAAGAACACGCGCGUUCGUUUGGUUUUUCGCAUCCAUCUGCCGCUAGCGCCCCCUGUGGCCCCGCCCGGUCGGGUACUGGCUCUUCAGGUGGCCUCCCUACCCAUCGAAUGCUCCCAGCGUUCGGCCCAGGAGCUGCCAGUGAUAGAAUCAGUUAGUCUGACUUCCUGUUCUGUGGAGGGAGGGGAGGAGCUACUGCUGGCUGGCACCAACUUCUUGCCCAUCUCCAGAGUAGUCUUCAUGGAGAGAGGGACAGAUGGCAAGUUACAGUGGGAGGAGGAGGCACAUGUUGACCGCAAUAACAGUAAUGAGUGUUUGCUGUGUGUGAAGGUUCCUGCCUACAGCGAUCUGUCCGUGAGUUGGCCUGUGCCUGUCUGUCUCUAUGUCUCAAAUGGGAAACGGAAAAGGAGUAGCACCCACUGCUUCAAGUACCUUCCCAUUAUGUUUAAAGAAGAGGACCCUCUCCUCUCUCGUCCCUCUGUGUUGACCCUGGAAGGGGUGACCAUGUGUCCCGUGGGUGGCCCUGGAAGGGCGGACCGGGUCCUUCAUCUGAGCAGUGACCCCACAGCUGAGGAGAGAGGCCUAGGCUUCCACCUGCCCCCCUACCCUUCCACCUACUCCCCCCCGUACCCAGCCCCUGGCCACCAUGAAGAGUACUGCUCCAAGGCCGAAGUUGCUGUGGAGGAUCCCGGUGGAUGCAGGGCGGCCCUGUCUGAGCGCCAUCCCAGUUUUGAGAACCUGGAGCUGGGCUUCACCGAGCUCCUCCCGCCCCUGUACCCCCGUGCCCCGCAGCCCCCCUCCCCUUCCCCGUGGCUGGACUCACCCUACCUGUCCUCCUCGCCUUCUCCCUCCCACUCCUCCUCUCUUAGCCCCUUCCCCGCUGGUAGUCCCAUCUCCUCCUCCCCUCUGCCUCCCAUGCCCACCUCCCCCUACCCCCAGUACUCCGCCUAUACUCAGGAUGUGUGCCCCUCCCCUCCCUCCAACCAGAGUGCCUAUCAGGACUUCUACCCGGUGCCAUACUCCCACUGUGAGGGCUGGGACCCCCAGGGCAGGGGUUUGGGUGCAGGACAGGGGGGUGAGAGGGAUGCGCAGACUGGCCCCAAGAUGCAGGAGAGCCCCCUGGAGUUUUCCACCUCCGCGUCAAUGCACCACAUUACAUUAGAGGAAGUCACUGAGUUCAUUGGGGAGGACAUCCAGACUUUCCAGUCAGGCUCUCAAAUGGACGACCAGCCCAGCUGAGCUCACCACAGCUCUCCUGCCAUUAUCCUGCUUAUCAAUAUCAGUGUAUUCCUUAUGCAUUUGGUAUUAGGAUUUAUUGCUACCAUUAAAGGCAAUAGUAAAAGGGGAAUUUCAAUACCAGGACACUGGAAUUGUUACCAUAGGUGCAUUUUUAAGGUUUUAUAAAAGGGAUACUGAUGUUUUAAACCUGUUUGCAUCAUAAA